UUCUGCAAAGCAUCAACAAUGAAAAUUCAUGUUUUUUUAUUGUUUAUCUGUUCGUUUGCCACCAAAGUCAUUUGGUGUGACACUGAAGCAAAGAUGAAAAUCUUGGGAAGUCUAACUGCCACUGGUACAAUGAAAAACUUUGCGAAGGACACCAGCAAAACAGUCAAACUUGCCACCGAAAUUAAGAAUAUGCUGAACGGUAUGUGUGUGAAUAGCAAAGAUCAUAACAGCUAUAAGAAGAUUGAUGAAAAGGUCCAGAAUAUCUCUAUAGACAUGAAUGUGAUCAAAGAAAAACUUGACAAAAUACAGAACAUAGUCAGUAACAUUAAAUGCAAUCCACAUGAGGAAGGAGGAUGGACUGUUAUUCAAAAACGGUAUGAUGGUAGUGUUGAAUUCCACAGAAAUUGGAAAGAUUAUGAAAAUGGAUUUGGAGACAAACAUGGAGAGUUCUGGUUAGGCAACAAGAAUAUAGCACAACUAACAUCAGAGGGAAAUCAUGAACUUAGGAUCGAUGUGGAGGAUUGGGAUGGCAAAAACCGUUAUGCAGUUUAUAGAAACUUCUCAAUAGGCGACGCAUCUACAAAAUACAGAUUGAACAUCGGCAAAUACUCAGGAAACGCAGGUGACGGAAUGAGCUAUUUUAAUGGGAUGAAGUUCUCAACAUAUGAUCAAGAUAACGACAAAGUUAGUAGUUUGAACUGUGCUGAUCAUUCCUCCUUAAAAGGUGGGUGGUGGUACAAUAACUGCUGGAUAAGAACUAGCGCCAUGCUAAAUGGACAUUACACCCGUAGAAAUAGUUCUAUACAGGGUAUUAGAUAUCGAACGCUUGGAGAACUUACUCAGAAAAAAUCUACAAUGAAGAUUCGAAAAGUGUAAUUACAAGUCUUACCAUUAAUAAAUG
This is a messenger RNA of Mytilus californianus (California mussel), 901 nucleotides long. RefSeq names its product fibrinogen-like protein A. The coding region runs from base 19 to 876 and encodes 285 amino acids. The record is from RefSeq and is a predicted model, not a curated record. Lineage: Eukaryota; Metazoa; Mollusca; Bivalvia; Mytilida; Mytilidae. The transcript has 8 exons.